Messenger RNA from Rhodamnia argentea, 649 nucleotides. RefSeq names its product S-protein homolog 6-like. Bases 46 to 483 code for a protein of 145 amino acids. NCBI's taxonomy places the organism in Eukaryota, Viridiplantae, Streptophyta, Magnoliopsida, Myrtales, Myrtaceae. The transcript has a single exon. The record is from RefSeq and is a predicted model, not a curated record.
CUCUCUCCCACCGCCUGCCUUCUCCAUCUUCUUCAUCAACCACAAAUGAAACCCCUCGCAGGCUUCCUCCUCGUAUCCUCCUCGCUCUCCCUCUGUUGCUUGCUCCUGUCCAAGUUCCUCGAGCCCGAGUACUUCUCCAGCGCUGAGUUCGACGUCCGUGUCAUCAACGGCUUCCGUACCAACUCCUCCCUCCCCCUCGUGAUCUGGUGCUCCUCCGAUGACCACGGCGACAUCGGCGGACGGGCCCUCCAGGAGGGCGACGACUUCGGCUGGGUCGCCCGCGCCAACUUCUGGGGGGCGGCGGCCCACUUCCUCUGCACCGUCAAGUGGGACGGCAUGAGGAAGCGGUUCGACGCGUUUGUGGCCGGGCGAGAUGGCCGCCGGUGCGGCCCCCUCAGGAAGUGCUCCUGGCUCGUGAGGGAAGACGGGUUUUACUUCAGCAGCGAUGAGGUCAGCUGGAAGAAGGACUUCUCGUGGUUUUAGGACUGAGUUUUGGCAGGUUAUGUAUGGUUCAUUCCAUUUAAGAAUAACACCUAAGUACGAGGAAACCGGCACAUUAAAAUGAGUGUACUAAAUGAUGCGACAGAUUGUAAGCUAAUAUUUACAAAACUUCGUCUCGCAUUUUUUUCGUGUAUUAAUUCUAUGAGUC